AUGUUCGAAGUCCUACGGCACGAGAUCGAGCGCUCCCAUAAAGGCUUGACGGAAUACGUUAGAGAUGACCCAGGUGCUGCCGAAUCCUAUCAGAAGCAACUUGAACGGCUUGUCUCUCUGCGGAGAGUGUUGCAGUCAUACGGCACAGGAGACCGCUUGGAAGUCGGGCAGGAAUAUAUCCUGAAGUAUGCAGGAGUGGAUGCUCAUCGCCAGCCUCUCGCCGCAACACGCGAUCGGAUGGGAAUCGUCACAGCUCCCGACGAAUAUGUUCGUUUGACUGCCGAUGAUAUAUUUGACACUUGGAACCCAACUAUCACAGCUCAAGAUGUGGCGCUGCGAGGACGAGAAGCAAUGUAUCUUACGGCCCAAGGAUAUCCCGGAGCUGCCCUGAAACUGGGUAAAGAUCUUUGGGUCUUCGAGGACUACCGUGAAACAUCCUAUUCCCUGUUACGUGCCGCAUACACUGCUUUGAACCGCCCGUUACUGCUGAAAUUUCUGCAAGUCGCCAUCGACUAUCGCACUGACUGUGACAUCAAGUGGGGUUUUUGA
This is a messenger RNA of Penicillium riverlandense, 549 nucleotides long. RefSeq lists its product as uncharacterized. Bases 1 to 549 code for a protein of 182 amino acids. The transcript has a single exon. The record is from RefSeq and is a predicted model, not a curated record. NCBI's taxonomy places the organism in Eukaryota, Fungi, Ascomycota, Eurotiomycetes, Eurotiales, Aspergillaceae.